Messenger RNA from Darwinula stevensoni, 1873 nucleotides. The record is from the annotation of a GenBank genome assembly. Lineage: Eukaryota; Metazoa; Arthropoda; Ostracoda; Podocopida; Darwinulidae.
AUGGACGCGAGGGAGAUAACGGUCGCGGCGACGAUACGCGGCGGCAGCCUGACCCCGACGAAGUCGACGGUCCAGACGUCGGUGGGUGGACCGAGCCCGCUGCCUCCCCCCUCGGGCCUCCCUGGACUUCCGCCAAGGCACGGGAUUGCUCCGCACGGGAUUGCUCCGCACGGGAUUUCUUCGCACGAAGCGGAGCAGCCUCCCCAGAGAAUGGUCUCUUCCGUCCCUUCCCAUUCCGUGGUGCUGGAGAGCCAGCCCGAACCGGUCGAGAACGCCGAGGAGGAGAAGGAUGAUGCCUCUGAUGAUGACGCGGCGCUGCUUGGCGCGCUGGGAGAUGAGAAGCAGCCACCCGACUGGAAGGAAUUCGCCCAGUCGUUCAACACGUCCAUGCCCUCCCGCUCCACGUUCACCGGCUACGUGAUGGCCAUCGUGGUGAUCGUGAUGUUCAUGCUGGCGCUGUUCCCGCAACACGCCCGGGCGGUGCCAAUGGGUCCGGCGGUGCCAAUGGGUCCGGCGGGGCGGUCGACCGGUUCGGGCAGGAUCGAGGGGGUCGUCGCCUUUCGUCGCGAGGUGGAUCAGAAGAGGAUACUGGUGACGGGCGGCGCCGGCUUCGUCGGCAGCCACCUGGUCGACCGCCUCAUCAAGGAUGGACACAACGUGAUCGCGUUGGACAACCUCAUCACGGGGAAGAGGCGGAACAUCGAGCACUGGCUGGGACAUCCCAAUUUCCGAUUCCUCCUCCACGACGCCGUGGAGCCCAUUUUCCUGGAGGUGGAUGAAAUUUACCACCUGGCCAGCCCCGCCUCCCCGCCGCAAUACAUGAAGGAUCCGAUCAAGACCAUCAUGGCCAAUACCGAGGGGACCAGGAAUAUGCUGGACUUGGCUCGACGGAAUAAGGCGAGAUUCCUGUUCACGAGCACAUCCGAGGUGUACGGCGACCCGCAGGUCCACCCUCAGACGGAGGAAUAUUGGGGCAAUGUCAACCCAGUCGGACCGCGAUCGUGCUACGACGAAUCGAAGCGUCUGGGAGAGACGCUCUGCAUGGCCUACAGGGAUCGCGAGAAUGUGGACGUCCGCAUCGCCCGGAUCUUCAACACCUUCGGUCCCAGGAUGAGCNAGAAUGUGGACGUCCGCAUCGCCCGGAUCUUCAACACCUUCGGUCCCAGGAUGAGCGUGCAGGAUGGCAGAGUCGUGUCCAACUUCAUCCUCCAGGCUCUCGGCGACGCUCCCAUCACGAUCUACGGCAAGGGAAACAACACGAGGAGCUUCCAGUACGUGUCAGACCUGGUCGACGGGCUUCUGCGCCUCAUGAACAGCAGCUACACCAUGCCCGUGAAUCUGGGCAACCCAGACGAAUACGAGAUCGGCGAAUUCGCCCAGCUGAUCAAGAAGAUGACCGGCUCCAAGAGCGAGAUCAAGCUCGUCGACGGCGUUCGGGACGAUCCCACGAGGAGGAAGCCAGACAUCUCCCUCGCGUGGAAGGUCCUCGGCUGGAAGCCCAGGGUGAAAGUGUCCGAGGGCCUCCAGAAGACGAUCAAAUACUUCAGCGCCGAGAUGAAGCAGCGCGACUUCAGCACCAGGAACCUCUACUCCCCCUGGAACGAGAAGUAACGCGAUCGCAAGAUCGAGACAACUAUGCAUAUGGAAAGCAAAUUAUAUAUGUGCAAAUUAUAUAUACAUAUUCGUAUGUCGUCCGUGAAGAAUUUCCUUUCCACAAUUGGUCGUUUUUAGACUUGCCAAUGUUUCUCAUAUUUUAUUUCGUCCGUUCAUAAGUCGUGCUAAAUGAUCCUUCCCCCCAAAAAAAUCCCAGUGGUGAUAUUAGCGAACCGUGGAUUAAAAUUCGCAUCCGAUUGGCUUCUGGAUGGGACAUCGU